AUGCCAGACACGGUGACGGAUAGGACGCUAGUGCUGGCGCUACUGGCAGUAGAGCGUUGCAAACAUACUCUCCCAUCCAAUGCUGCGAGUCUGAACAGACGCGGGACGCGCAACAUCGUAGCGCUGGACAAGCUGUUCUGCUCGGUGUCGAACUUCAACAAGGCGAGCAAGAGCCAUUACGUCAUCCUGUCGUCGCUGGCGCAGGGGCUGGGCACGGCGCGUCUGCUGGCCCGCAUGCCCGACGUCAUCCGUGACGUCAUCGGCGCGCUCACCGUCAAGGACGUGCAGUCUAGCGCCACCGUGACGCUAGAAACGCUGCUGAAGUACCACGUGUCUGGGGACGUCUCUACCGACGAGCUGUACGACGAGUGGGUGGCGCCGGCGCUCGAGCACGCGGCCUACGCGCGGACCCACUCCGCCGCGCUGUCCGCGCUCGAAGCGCUGCUGGCCAAGCUGCUCCGACUCCACGAGCCCAUCGUCGAGCGGCUUCUCCCUCACAUCAAGAUCGCGGAGCAACACGUGCGUUCCUCGGACCUCAAGGGCAUCCUGCUCCUAGUGAACGCACUGAGGCGAGCGGGCGUGGCCGACAAGCUGGCUGGAGACAACCCUCCUGCUGAUGCUUGGAAGGGGCUCGUCAGCUAUGACGUGCUGAAGAGGGCGGCUGUGGAUGCUGUGGAUGAGACGCGCUACUUAGCGCUGGGCGUGGUGACGCGUUCGGCGCGAACAACGGAGGCGCUGUCCGAAGGAGACCUGGACUUCGUGCUGUACUUCCUCAAGUACAACAUCAACUCGCAGGACCCGCACUUCCGGCAGCUCAUACUGGCGCUGAUACAGACCUUCACCAAGCGCCUGCAAGACAGCUACAAGCCGCUGGCCCGCAAGGACGACUCAGCCUGUGCUUACUACCGGGCCUUCCUGGAGCGGUUCCGCGCGCAGUGCUUCGCCAGCCUCGUGCCCGGCGCCUCCUACAGCCGCCGCAAGCUGUCACUUGAGGCGCUAUGCAACGCAGAUUCCGUCGACAUGGACGGAUAUGACAGAGAUUGGAAAGAAGAAUACGUAGAAAAACUCCUUCUACACCUGGAAGACAGUUAUGAGGUCAACAAAUCUUUGGCGAUGUGGAUUUUGUCGAAUGCCCCAGUUGAUCUAAUCACGAACCGACGCUACAGUGUCAGCCUGGACGUGGAUACUAUCAUACGGCAGGCGUCGUCGAUGAAGCCGACCGACUGUUCGUCCGCUGCGUACAAACUCGUCUUUCUGCAGAAAAAGCUACCAGAAUUGGUGUUGGCAGGAGAAGAAGGAGAAAUCACGGCAGCGGAGCCGGCGAUGUUCGCGCUAGUUUCGCGGCUGGUGCGCGAACUUCGCGCGCAACUGGCUGUGAGCGCGCGCAGCGUGGCGGCGGCGGCGCGCGCGGCGCCCAUGUACGGCGUGCUGCACUGCGUCGGCUACUUCAUGACCCACUGCGACCCCGCAGUUCUAGCAGGCGACGACCAAUGGAGAGCGCUGAUCGCUGAACUCAUAGAUCUAUGCUUGCUAGUGAACCAAAGCGUGGCUUGUGUGGUCAACAACGCGUCACCCGAGGGACACCUGCCUAUGGACGCUGGUGGCAUCGCAACAGAUGACUACGGCAACACGGGUGACCUGAGACUAGAAGAUGGAAGACCAGUUACAGCUCAAAUGGUGCUUCUAUGUGCUUGGAGAUCAGUGAAAGAGGUGUCAAACAUUCUCGGCACGUUGGUGGCCCGGAUGAGCAUCGAACUGGAGGACGAGACGGGCUUACUGUCGCACGAGCAGCUAAAUCGCAUCGGCCAACACUUCACCCAACUGCUGGCUGAGACCAAACAUCGGGGCGCGUUUGAGCAGGCGUAUGUGGGCUUCUCCAGGAUGCUGACCAGGCUGUGGAGGUGCCGCUCGGAGGAGCUGCACCUGAUGCCGCGUAUGUGGUUACGGGACUGCAUCCGCGUCAUCUCCGCGCCGCAGCCCGGCCUGAGUGCUACACGACGCAGCGCCGGCCUGCCAUACAUGAUUAUGGCACUUACCACCACCGAAGUGCAGGUGGCAGGUAGCCCCAAAUAUCUACCACAAUGCAUGACUGCCCUUCUUCGCCUCGCCAACUACGUCCCUAACCCAGACGUGUAUCCUGCAACAAGUAAUGCCGAACAAGUGACUCUUGAUGCAGAGCCCGAAAAUGUUCCUUCCACUUUAAAUACUACUACACAUGAGCCCAGUGACCGAGCUAAUGCUUCGGGAGCUACCAAUCAAGAUGAGCCGCAUGACCCAUACGUGGAAGUGAGAACUCACAGCAUGAACAUUCUGCGGGCGCUGUUUAAGACGUCAGCUUUGGAGGAGGCCCUGGGGGGAUACGUUGGGGAGGGGCUGAUGGUCGCACUGCGAGGCUUCGAGAGGGAGACGUGGAUGGAGCGCAACAGUUCCACGCUGCUGUUCAGUGCGCUGAUGGUGCGCAUAUUCGGCGUGGACCGCGCGCGCCACUCCGACUUGCCCGCGCUACGAAACACCAUGACCGGUCGCAUCUUCUUCCUGCGCUACCCGGCGCUUUACGACUUCAUACUGAACAAGCUGAAGGAGGCGAACGAAUCGAUGGAGCACGAGCUACAGCCGGCUCUGUGCCCGGUGCUGCUGCUGCUGGGCCGCCUGUACCCGUCCGCGCUCGAGGGCACGGCGUCGGCGCUGCGGCUCGUGGCGCUCCUGCCGCUCGUCGCCGCCGCCGCCCGCAGCCCCGUGCGAGCGGCGCGGGAGCUGGCUGCGCGCGCGCUGCUGCCGCUCGUGGCGCCCGACCAAUACAUGGCGUUCGUCGAGGCGUUGCUUAACGUGAUCUCCGACCCGGAGAUCAAACGCAACUAUUGCCAUGGCGUGUUACUACAGCUCACUCGACUGCUGGACGCUCGUCCGGACGAGGCCGCGCUGGAGGGCGAAGCCCUGGCGUGCCUGCGCCUCCGCCUGGAGCAGACGCUGUGGAUCGUCGAGCAGGCCGACGGAGACCACGCCUGCUAUGUCAUCGCCGACGAGUAUGCGAAGAUGAUCAAUAUGCUGCUGUGGAGGUUCCCAUCUUUGAUUAGUGACGAUUUGUUAUCCCGCAUACAAUCGCAGAUACACAAAGUGAUAUUCGCAUACUACGUCCCGCCGAUCACGUCGGGCCGUGACGUGUGUAUCGGCAACUUCGUCAAUCUCUACUUCGUGCUGCUCAGGAAAUCGCGCAACAUCAAGACCAGCUCCGAACUGAUCUCCUUAACCCUCAGCCACAAGACUUACGAAGUGGUGCUGAGCACUCUCAACUACCUGCUCAUACUUCACAACAGCCUGGACAUUGAAGACUGCAAAUUCCAAAAGCACCUGUCGACGAUGGUGUACCUCGACAUAUUAGCGGUGAUGAGAAGGAGGUCCGACUACAUCCAGAAACUGUGCAAGAUAUUCGAGACCAGCAAAUACCCGGAGUGCAACCAGAAGGCUUUGAAAGUGUUGAGUUUGGAAAAGAACACGCAGAAGCACAUCGUCGGGAUCAAAAUGGGCGGCAAGCGCGUCAAAUACAUCACGGACGAGGAAAUCAUUUGGAAGCUGUUCGACUGCAUUCAGAAUGAGCACGAGAAUCUGACUCACAUUUACUUGAAGAGCCUGUGCGGUUUCGUGUCGACGAAGUUGCAGCAGUCGAAGAUAUUCCCAGAGAUCGUGUUAGAGGUGCUGCGCGUCAUCCACUCCUGUAGUACGUCGGACAACAGCGACUGCACGCGGCAGGAGGUCGCCGAAUUUAUGACAGCUAAUUGCGAAAAACUGCUGAAAAUGGAUUUGGGAAGCAUCAAUGAGAAAGAAAGAUUCGAGUUCAAGUCGCUGAUCUUCGGCAUGCUGGUCACGCUGCUCGAAGACGACGAGCAGAGCAUCCGCUACGCGGCGUCCAACGUCGUCGCCGCCGUCGCCGCGCCCGCCGGCCCGGGCUCGCCGACGCGCGUUAUACCAGCGCGAGCCGCCGAGAUGCUGCGGGCAAUGCUGGACGAGCAGCCGCCGGCUAUGCUGGUCAUGCUCGCGCUCAUGGACUUCAAGUCCGAGGUCUGCGUCACGGACGACAUCGGCGAUGAGUGUCGCGUGUUCGAUCAAAACGAGAGGUACAACGUAUUCCUGGAGGAGUGCGUGUGGAGCACCGCGUGCGCCGACAAGAUUCUGCGCACAUGCGGCGGCGAGCCGAGCGCGCUCGAAUUCGUGCGCCGCGUGCUCGCCGACGCGCUCUACCGGCCCACACUCGAAGCCAUGUGCUGCGCCAACCUGCGCGCCUUCGAGAAGCUGCUCGACAACCAACGAUCCCCCUACAGAAACGCAGUCGAAAACCCCAAAAUCGAAGUAUUCCUCAAGAAACUACGCGGCGAACCGGUCUAAGGAAUCGCGAUCGUUCGUUCCGGUGUUAUAUUGAUGGCUUAGAAGUUCAGGUAAUCUUGUUAUUUAUUAUGGGUGUUGAAAUUUAUUAAAUCAAUAGAGAUAAGAACAUUAUGAACGUUUAUUCGCAGCUUUUACGCACUACAAGAAUGUCAUUUACAUACAGUAUCAAACAAAACCUCAACAAAACUAAUAUUUACCUAAGUAAGUAUAGACUGUACAAUUUACAAACGUCACAUUCACUCAUUAAUAUGUAAUUUAGUUGAACUAACAGUACAAUUUAUAAUUCUGGAUGAUAGGAUUAAAGUACGCGAUGUACUCAGGCAGUGGAAUA
Messenger RNA from Ostrinia furnacalis (Asian corn borer), 4711 nucleotides. RefSeq names its product Thyroid adenoma-associated protein homolog (gene THADA). The record is from RefSeq and is a predicted model, not a curated record. The transcript is spliced from 20 exons. The coding region runs from base 1 to 4380 and encodes 1459 amino acids. Lineage: Eukaryota; Metazoa; Arthropoda; Insecta; Lepidoptera; Crambidae. Gene Ontology annotation, cellular component: cytosol. Gene Ontology annotation, biological process: tRNA methylation.